Lachnellula hyalina is the source of this 1938-nucleotide messenger RNA. RefSeq lists its product as uncharacterized. Gene Ontology annotation, biological process: transmembrane transport. The record is from RefSeq and is a predicted model, not a curated record. Bases 1 to 1938 code for a protein of 645 amino acids. Gene Ontology annotation, molecular function: transmembrane transporter activity. The transcript has 6 exons. NCBI's taxonomy places the organism in Eukaryota, Fungi, Ascomycota, Leotiomycetes, Helotiales, Lachnaceae.
AUGACGAGGAAUUCGCGUGGACCAGCCAAGCUGCCUACGAAGCAGCUGGCAAUUCUUGUAUUGAGUGGCAAGGCAAGGCUGGACAACAGAUUAGAAUGGGGCGAUGAUGGAUCCUUGAUGCAUCUCUGCAACAUUGUCACUGCUUGGGAUGCAAUAUGUAGGUUCGCUGAACCCGUAGCUUUGACUUCGGUCUUUCCAUAUCUGCCUGAAAUGAUCGAGGGGUUUGGGGUCAAGGAAGAAAAGGUUGCCAAAUGGGCUGGUAUUACAUCUGCUGCCUUUUCCUUAUCACAAUCCUCCACCGCAAUCAUCUGGGGAAGAGCAUCAGAUAUGUUUGGUCGGAAGCCAGUCAUCUUAUUUGGCUUGACAUGUACCAUGAUAUGCACUUUACUAUGGGGCAUAUCUACCAGUCUACCAAUGGCAAUCAUGAUAAGAGCACUUUCGGGAGCUUGCAAUGGCAAUGUUGGAAUUAUCCGAACCAUGGUGGCUGAGAUGGUUCCCGAGAAAGAGCUUCAACCAAGAGCUUUUUCAAUAAUGCCUCUGGUAUGGAGUUUAGGUUCCAUCUUUGGGCCCUCAUUUGGGGGGUUCUUCGCAAAACCAGCCGAAAACUUUCCAGGGAUAUUUGGAAAUAGCAAGUUUUUAAUCAAAUUUCCCUUCCUUUUGCCAAAUAUAGUGGCAAGUGCGCUGUUCACAGUAGGGAUUUCAACCGGAGUCUUAUUUCUAAGAGAAACACUCGAAACAAAACGCCACAAAACAGACUACGGCCGCGAAGUAGGCGCGAGAUUAGUUUCGGCCUUUAGAACCACCUUCCGCCUCAACCGGAAACACAAAAAGUUCGGCCGGCAUUCCAACGUUAAUGAAGAACAAUCCCUACUACGGCCCACAUCCUCUGCAGGUGACGAGCAAUACGACGGCAACUUUUCCUCCAAAUCCGUCUCCAAACCCCCACAACCCGCCCCCGCCCUCCGCGAAGUCUUCACCCGCCAAAGCGUCAUCAACCUGAUAGCAUACACUCUCCUCGCCCUACACUCUGUAGCCUACGACCAACUCCUCCCCAUAUUCAUGCACGCCAAGAAACAACCCCACGACGCCAACACUCAGCUCCCCUUCAAAUUCACCGGCGGUUUUGGCAUCAACCACGCCCGCAUCGGCGUCCUGUUCACCGCGUACGGUUUCGUAGGCUGCUUCAUCCAAUUCCUCGUCUUCCCGCCCAUGGCCCGCCGUUUCGGCGUCCUGAAUUGCCUCAAAGGCUGCGCUGUCGCCUUCCCGCUCAUCUGCUUCGUCACGCCCUACACAGCCCUGCUUCAGAGCUCGGCGCUCCAACAAGGCGCCAUGUUCGCUAUCAUGGUCGUCAGGAGCUUUGCCGUCAUCUUUGCGUUCCCAUGCUCCAUCAUCCUGCUCACCAACUCGGCGGUCAGUCUACGCAUCUUGGGCACACUGAACGGUGUCGCUGUUAGUGUAUCAGCGGUCGGACGAGCCAUUGGGCCUGCGUUGGGCGGUACGGCUUUCACGUGGGGCGUGGAAAGAGGAUAUGUCAUUACGCCUUGGUGGUUACUCGGUACCAUUGCCAUGAUUGGCGCGAUUCCCAUCUGGCAUCUUGUAGAAAUGGAAGGCUUCAACAAAGCCCCCGACAGCGACGACGAUGACGAUGACGAAGAGGGAUUACUCGAUCAAGUUGAUGAAGAAAACUCGCUUGACAUACUAGAGGGUGAUGAGGUAUUCGACGACUACGAAGAAGCGCUAGAUGUUGUGGAUGACUCGACUCUCUCUCGUGUUCUAAGUAAGAAGAGCAUCGCUUCUGGCACAAGCGCCUUUGAACGCCGCUUGAGCAGUCCGAUCGGAAUCAAGGAGAGUGUCGGCCCUGGUGGAGGCAGACGACUGAGUAAUGGGCUUGCGGCUAGUAAUAUGGGACAGGGAACUGGCGGUACGAGUUUUGCUUGA